AUGGAUGAGGCGGCGGCGGCCGGGCGGCGCGAGAGAGCGAGCGAAACGGGAGUCGCCUGCGACAACACACGCCGGGGAGUCGCAACCCCGUCCGCCGCACUCGCGGACCGACCCCGACACGACCGGGAAACGCAACCACGACCACCUCUCCUCCUUCUUCUUCUUCCCCCGCGGCAUCGGGAGAGCCGGACGGCCAACACCGGGCGCGGAGCGAGGGUUCGUUCGGGCGGGGGAGGGAAGGGAGCGGCGGGGCGGAGGAGCGGCCGGCGACGGCCACCCGCGGGAACGACGGAUCCGCCACCACCGCCGACACCACGGGGGGCGGAGGCGCGGGACGGUCACGGGGGACGGCGGGGGCGGAACCGGGAAAGCCACACCCGUCGGAGCCCCCCGCGAGACCCGUCGGAGCCCCCCGCGAGACGGACACGCCCCCGGGCGCGACACACCGCGCCUAUUUGGCCACGGCAAGAAACCGCGCCGGCGGGAACGGCGGGGGUCCGUGGGCGGGACGGGGCCUCGGCGGGCCCCCACACGCAACGGCAGCGAGGCGCAACGCCGGGGAAGAGCGGGAUCGCCGACCCUCCCUCCGGGAGGAGUCCGGGAAUAGACCGGGAGCGGGCGGGAGAGACCACCCCAACGGGGCGCGGCGGGAGAUCUGGCGGCAGCCGAGCCUCGGCGAGAGCCGGAGGAACGGGGGGGACCCGUGAAAACGCCGACCGCGUCGCGGGAGAGACGGGAGGGCGACGGGGCCGGAAGAGCCCCCAGACGCACCUCGGCCGGCGGACCCACCAAAGACGGGUAAACUGCAGCCGCAAGCCCCUUCUCCCCUCGCGGGGGGCCGGACGCACGCGGGAGACCUCCCCCGGCGCCACACAACGUCCACACGCAGAACGCGGCCGCAGCCGCGGGGCCGGGACCGCCCUCCAACUGCUCCACCCGCACACGCCGAGCGGCCUCUCCCGGACCGCGCCGAACGCCCGAGGCGCGACCGCGCGUGCACGGGGCGACCCUCCCCCCGAGGGGGGCACGGGUCCCGGCCAGCACGGCCGCGGGGGUCGGCCCGGACACGAGGGAGCCGGCAGCGGCGGGCGGGGAGGGGGAACGACACGGCAAGGACGAGAUGCCGGCGACGGCGGGGGCGACGACGGGAACGGGCCCCCUCACCCGAGCACGCACCGAGAGAGAGGCCGCCCCCGCCCUGGCGGCGACCGGCCGAACACCGGGGGGCGAAAACGGACGGGAAUCACACCGCUCACACUCCGGGAGCGGUCCCGCCACACCCGCGGCGCCGAACCGAGUCGACCCCAGAAACGACGACGGCCCCCCCCAACGGGGAGCCCCGGGGAGACGCAACGCGAGAGGCUGCCGAACGCCGACGCCACCGCCGCCGAGGGCCCCUCGAGCGGGAACGGGACCCCCCCGACGUCCGACGACGAGCCGGACGCGGCCGACCGCCGUCUCCAAAAGGCCGCCCCCGAGAGAGAGAUCGAUACACCGCCGAGACCCGGACGACCCCGGAUCCCCCGGAGGGGGGAAAGGUCACCCGCGCUCCCCCAACCGUGGGAACGCUGCCGAGGAGGGGGGGCGAGCGGGACGACGCCCCGCCACACGAACAGACCACAACGCACGCACCACGCGCGGCAACGUCCAAGUCGCGGGAACGGCAAAGACGGGGACGCGCACGGGAGGGCCGCACGCGGCGGGCGGCCACGGGGUGGGGGCAGGGGAACAGGGACGGGUGGGACCGGGAGCCCACCACCGCCCUUCCGCUACCCGUCCCGCGGCGCCCCACGGGGAUGGGAUGGGGCAGACCGCGCGCGCGCGGGGGUGCACACGCGGCCCUUCCACCACCGCUACCGCCAACCUCCGCCACGAGAACCCAACACUCCGCGACGCCGGCAUGACGCCGAGCUCUUGCCCCGCGUGAUCCCUCCCCGGACUCGGAGCGAGGAGGCGCGGGCCGCGCUAGAGAAGGAACGCUUUCUCACCGAGGGCGGGGCAUACCCAACCCGACCAAGCACCCCCGGCCGCGGCCAGCCGGAGAAACGACGUGCGUGCGGGCGUGACGCUCACACAACUCGACCUCCGUCGAGCAACGGGGGGGAAGACACGCACGCGGGGGGUCUGCGUUAUGGCCCGCCUCCCGGGACACGCCGAGGGCACACGGCACGCAACGACGCGGUGGACGCUCACCCGACGAGGGGCCCCCCCUCUCGGAAACGGGCACCCCAAGGAGCCUCUCACCGGCCUUUGGGUCAUUACACUCGACCCCCCCUCCUCCUUCUCCUCUACCGUGUCUCCCGCACCAGCGGAGCGGGCACGGACCCACAAGAGGGACGGCAAACAACGGGAACAAGCCACGCACGCCGCAAGCAAGCAAAGCCGAGCACAGGAGGCGCCAGAGGGAACGGGAAACGCCACCGCCGCUCAGAAGCGGGCACCUCGAAGUCCUGGGACGCUCCAGGGGCACCGCGAGGAUCGCAAAGAACGAGGCGCGCGCACACCGACCGGGAGCGGCACGCGACGCCGCAGAUGAGCCACCCUCCCCCGGCCCGGGGAAGGGGGCUCAAGGGGCCACACGGGCAAAACGAACCCACACGGAGCCCCACGCACUGCAGCAACGAGUGCGCGGGCACGGGGCUCAGGCCGGGCAACCGCACCCUUGCCUUCCACACACCACCACGGGCGGGUGGGGAGGAGAGACGAAGGGCCCGCUGGCAGAACGAGAGGAGCGGGCGCCAUUCACAAUGA
Molecule: messenger RNA, 2751 nt
Organism: Meriones unguiculatus (Mongolian gerbil)
Lineage: Eukaryota; Metazoa; Chordata; Mammalia; Rodentia; Muridae
Product: collagen alpha-1(I) chain-like
Exons: 3
Coding region: 1-2751 (916 amino acids)
Source: RefSeq, a predicted model, not a curated record